AUGGCCGCACCCCGCUCAGACGCGCCAGUCCGCGCAAUAACCUCGAACCUCUUCGCACGUUCCCUCCCACCAGUCCCGCCAGCGACAGAAACAUAUAUUCCUCUGGCGCGCAAUGUGCUGAGCCACCGUCUACGGCGCGAGAUCUACCCUUACACCAUCGCGUAUACUUGGAUAGUCGCAACUGCUUGGGUGGUGUGGAAUGUGUCGCACGAGGGGAGCGUCGGGUGGUUUGGGAUGGUCAAGUGGGCGUUCAGGCCGGGGACGAUCCUCGCCGCUUCGUUGAUAUGGAUAUUCAAUGUCCUGCCCAUUCUCGUGCUAAGGAAGUCGGAUGUGUCUGCCUCGCCCACUCCCGCAUCUUCGCCCGCUCAAAUCCUCAAGACCGCAUACGCAAAACCCUCCGUGCGCUCGGCUCUCCUGGCCCACCUGACGACCUGUCUAUCCUUCGUCGUCAUCCAACUGUCAAUAUCCCGUUUCGCAUCCUUUGGCGACGAUCUACGCCUAAACGUCUUCGUGAAGUCAAGGAAACACCCUUACUACCUCAACGGGCGCUUCAUCUACCUCGUUCUGGCCCAGUUCACCUUUGCUGCUGCGUACCACAUCCGGGGCACCCUUCUCGAUCGAUCAAUCGUUCGCUGGAAAGCGACUUCCCCCCACUCACCCGCUUCACGUUGGACCCAGCGCCUCUUCUUCGUGGCUUUCCCGACAAUCUUCCUCGUCCUCUCGGUACAAACGAUAUACACCUUCGCGUUCAUCAUUGCUCGCGCAAUCCUGCUGCCAAUCGUGCUCACCUUCCCCUUCCUGAGCUCCCUGCUCCGUCCGUUCUGCGCCCACUUCAUUCGCGGCGCAUGGAUGCCUUUCCUCAUGCUCAACUUCAAGAAUAUGGCGAUCAUGAGCAGGACGUUCCUCCUAGGCGUGAGCCUCGUUAGUCUCUGGGAUUUCACGGAGACGCUGUUCGACGAGAAAGUCCGCCUCCCAGUGACACUCGCACCUUCUACUGCAGACCAGGCUCUCACGCUCGUAUCCGGCUCGACCUCCCCGGAUCCGUACUUCAAGUAUUUCGCUUACCGCGAGCUCCGGGACUUUGCUUCAGACGACGCGCCAGUGGCUAGUGAACGCCGAACAGCACUCUUCGGUGACCAAAAACAUUCGCCAACUCUGUGGGCGACCCUCGUUCGAGAUGCAUUAAUAUUCCUCGGACACGACUACCAACGAAUGCUUCUGCGCGGUAAACCUGCUCUCGCACCAGCAACAUCAACGAGUACACCCGCGCCCAAGAGUAAAGCACCUGAACCGCCUUCAACACCCGCACAACGUGCGCCCGUAUUCGCAACAUCUACGUCCGGCACACCAGUCCGAAGCGCAAUCGACGCGUUGGCAUCAGACGGCACACUGUCACAAGCAGUCGAGACGUCAGCGAGUGUGUUCACACAUUCCGUCUCCGUACCCGUGCCAGCGCCUGUAGUGGAAAUCGAAAAGAAGGUCGAGGAUGCUGUCGUGCAAGCCAAGGCCGUAACAACAGGGAAGAGUCUAUCAGGACGUGUGGCGGAGAUGCUUCCCAAGCCUGUCAGGGCGGCCUCGAGUGGUCUGAAGAUGUGGUGGGCGGGCGAGAGGGUGGGGAAGGUCGCUGAGAGUUUGUUACCGAACCGGGAGUUGGACGCGCUGAUCGUCGAUGUGCUCUCACAUCUUGUCUGCGCGAGCUUGACGGAGGACAAAUAUGGCGUCGUACAACGCGACAUCCCCAAGAUCCUCGAGUCAAUGCUUUCAUUCCUACAAGCACUCGAAGACUAUCAGCUCGAGCUCAACGCGAGCAGUGCACCUGAUGAAGAGAGGGAAAGGGCCGGAGAUGUUCUGGCUGUGCUUGUCGACGCACUGAAGAUGGGCGUGGUCAGGAUUGUAAAGACGUUUGGAGGGAAGCUCGGCGCGUUCAAGUUCCCGACGAGGACGGCAAGAAAGUUGCAGGGGUUCAUGGAUUACGCGUGA
Molecule: messenger RNA, 1980 nt
Organism: Peniophora sp. CBMAI 1063
Lineage: Eukaryota; Fungi; Basidiomycota; Agaricomycetes; Russulales; Peniophoraceae
Source: the annotation of a GenBank genome assembly